Acytostelium subglobosum LB1 is the source of this 1788-nucleotide messenger RNA. RefSeq lists its product as hypothetical. Bases 1 to 1788 code for a protein of 595 amino acids. Gene Ontology annotation, biological process: regulation of cell population proliferation; cell surface receptor signaling pathway via JAK-STAT; regulation of transcription by RNA polymerase II. The transcript has 5 exons. Gene Ontology annotation, molecular function: RNA polymerase II cis-regulatory region sequence-specific DNA binding; DNA-binding transcription factor activity, RNA polymerase II-specific. Lineage: Eukaryota; Evosea; Eumycetozoa; Acytosteliales; Acytosteliaceae. The record is from RefSeq and is a predicted model, not a curated record.
AUGGAUUCCGACUUUGAGGACUUUGACAACUCAAGCCUCACAGCAAAGAACCUCUUUGAAGGUGCUGUAUCUGUAGGACUAAAUGAGAGUAUCAAUACUACACUCAACAACUUGCAAUAUAACAAUAAUAACAAUAAUAAUAACAACAAUGGAUUUGGAAUGGGUCAUAUUAAUGAUCAACAACAUCAACAAUAUUAUCAACAACAGCAACAACAACAACAUAUAGAUCCAUUUAGAUCAAGAGGUGGACCUACACCAGGUGGUGGCUUGGUCACCUCAUCUAAUGCAGCAGCAACAGAUGACCCAACAACAACACAACAACCAGCACAACAACAGCAACAACAACUACAGCAACAACAACAAGCAGCAACAUCCACAUCAGUAUGCACACCUCAGCCAAUCCUUGACACUAUUUAUAAGCUGUUGUCAGACCAAGAGACGAGCUUGGUGAACAUGAUACACGAUCAGUCGAUUGUAUUGAAUCGUCUCACACAGCCCCUUGACGAGCAGUCGAUAGUCAGCCUCCAAUCCCUCUCCCAGCAGCAAGUGACAAUGUCCAACCAGAUGCACACCGAGAUGUCGGCACUUGACUCGAUCAAGAAGGGCAAGAUCCUCGACCCGACCGACCUGGCAAAGAUGUUUGCGCUCAAGCAAGACCUCCAGACGCAGUUCAAGCAGCUGACCCUGCUGCACCAGGAGGUGCAGGGCAUCCUCAACCCAUCCUCUCAGACCUCCAAGCCCAACGUGUGCCUGGUGGUCAAGACACAGCCAUUCCCCGUCGUCAUCACCAAGGGCAAGCAGUUGAGCGAGAACCAGCUGGUCGUUCAGAUACUCACGGGCGCGCGUCUCAACUUCAAUCUGCACGGCCCGGUCAAGGCCACGUUGAUCUGCGACUCGAGUCCAAGCAGCAAGAGCAACCCGACGCAGCAGCUCGAGAUGGACUCGCAGCCCAUCUAUCCGGCCAACCUCACGGCGCACUUCCCGCUCAAGUUCCUGGCGGGCACCAGGAAGAGCUCUGUAAAUUUGAAAUUCGGCGUCAACAUUCGCGACAUGGACAACAUGACGACGGCGGUGGAGAGCGAUGCGUCCAACCCCUUUGUCGUUAUCACCAACGAGUGCCAGUGGGAGGGCAGCGCCGGUGUCCUGCUCAAGAAGGACGCCUUUGACGGCCAGUUGGAGAUACCAUGGCCACAGUUCAUCAACACGUUGCAGCGACACUUCCUCAUUGCCACCAAGCAGGAUCCGGUCCGACCCAAGCGACCUCUCUCCCAAUUCGACUUCAAGUACAUCCAAGUCCAGUUCUUUGCCGGUCGUACACUCAUUCAUCAACAAGACUUUGACAAGUUCUGGAACUGGUUCGGCAAGUCCAUGCAGACCCUAAGGUAUCAACGUCAUAUCUCUGCGCUCUGGCAAGAAGGUAUUAUUUAUGGAUAUAUGGACAGACAAGAGUCAGACAAUGCACUUGCUGGACAGGACCCAGGAACGUUUAUUAUUAGAUUCAGCGAGAGGAAUCCAGGACAGUUUGGCAUUGCUUACAUUGGCACCGAGAUGCCUUAUCGCAUCAAACAUUAUCUGGUGCAGCCCAAUGACACUGCCGCCGCCAAGAAGACAUUCCCAGACUUUUUGGCCGAGCAUCCACAGUUUAUCAAUAUAUUACAAUGGACCAAGGGUCCCGAUGGCCAGCCACGCUUCCUCAAGUGUCACAAGGAUUCAGCACUUGGCUCAUUUGCACCAAAGAAGGUGCAGCCUACACCAGUUGGAGGUUAUGAGCCACUGGGCAUGCAUUAG